CCGCCGGGAUGAGCGGCAGCGGCGCGGCGCCCGGUCCGGGCUCGGGCUCCUCCCCGGCCGCCUGCCGCUUUGCGCACUACUUCGUGCUGUGCGGGAUCGACGCGGACAGCGGGCUGGAGCCUGACGAGCUGGCGGUUUUGUACCAAUGGCUAGAAGCAGAUCGUCAUGGCAAGAGCCAAGAUGCUGCAAAUACGACUUCAGGUGAAAAUUUUGACCAGAGUCCUUUGAGAAGAACAUUCAAAUCCAAAGUUCUGGCCCACUAUCCUCAGAAUAUAGAAUGGAAUCCUUUUGAUCAAGAUGCAGUAAACAUGCUGUGCAUGCCUAAAGGGCUAUCUUUCAGAACACAAAAUGACAAUAAAGACCCUCAGUUCCACUCAUUUAUAAUCACUCGGGAAGAUGGUUCUCGUACCUACGGUUUUGUUCUCACUUUUUAUGAAGAAGUUACAAGUAAGCAAAUCUGCACAGCAAUGCAGACGCUUUACCAGAUGCACAACGCGGAGCAUUACAGCAGUGUGUACGCCUCUUCCUCCUGCAGCAUGGACUCACUGGCGAGCAGCAUUGACGAGGGAGAUACAACGUCCCUUUUGAAACUCCAGCGCUACAACUCCUAUGACAUCAGCAGAGACACCCUGUAUGUUUCCAAAAGCAUAUGUUUGAUCACACCACUGCCUUUCAUGCAGGCCUGCAAGAAAUUCCUUAUCCAGCUUUACAAGGCAGUUACCUCCCAGCAGCCACCACCCUUGCCGCUCGAGAGCUACAUCCACAAUAUUCUCUAUGAGGUGCCCCUUCCACCUCCAGGGAGAUCACUGAAAUUUUAUGGUGUUUAUGAACCCGUCAUCUGCCAGAGGCCGGGACCCAGCGAGCUCCCCCUCUCUGAUUACCCUCUCCGAGAGGCCUUCGAGCUCCUGGGGCUGGAGAACCUGGUGCAGGUGUUUACCUGUGUUCUCUUAGAGAUGCAGAUCCUUCUCUACUCACAAGAUUAUCAACGCUUGAUGACUGUGGCGGAAGGCAUCACCACACUUCUGUUCCCAUUUCAGUGGCAGCAUGUUUACGUGCCCAUCCUCCCUGCUUCUCUGCUACAUUUUCUUGAUGCUCCUGUCCCUUAUCUGAUGGGCCUUCAGUCAAAAGAAGGAACUGACCGUUCUAAGCUAGAACUUCCUCAAGAGGCUAAUUUGUGUUUUGUGGAUAUCGACAACCAUUUCAUUGAGUUGCCUGAAGAAUUUCCACAGUUCCCCAAUAAAGUGGAUUUUAUCCAGGAACUCUCUGAAGUUCUUCUUCAAUUUGGAAUCCCUCCUGAGGGCAGCUUACAUUGCAGUGAAAGCACCACCAAACUGAAGAACCUGGUUCUGAAAGACUUGGUCAAUGACAAGAAGAAUGGCAAUGUCUCUGCUAAUAACAUCAGUAUGUAUGAGUUACUGAAGGGCAAUGAAACCAUAGCCCGCCUCCAAGCCCUGGCCAAGCGGACUGGUGUGACCGUGGAAAAAAUGGACCUCUCUGCCUCUCUGAGUGACAAAGAAAAGGACUUAAAACUGCAGUGUGAAGAGGCAGAACUGAGGGACUACCAGCUCAAUGUGCAGCUCCGAGAGGUCUUUGCUAACCGCUUUACACAGAUGUUUGCCGAUUAUGAAGCCUUUGUGAUUCAGACCGCCCAGGACAUGGAAUCGUGGCUGACCAACCGGGAACAGAUGCAGAACUUUGACAAAGCAUCCUUUCUGUCUGACCAGCCCGAGCCUUACCUGCCAUUCCUUUCACGCUUCAUUGAAACACAGAUGUUUGCCACCUUUAUUGAUAAUAAAAUUAUGUCUCAGUGGGAAGAGAAAGAUCCUUUGCUUCGAGUCUUUGACUCUCGGAUUGAGAAGAUAAGACUGUAUAAUGUAAGGGCUCCCACCUUGAGGACAUCUAUCUAUCAGAAAUGCAGCACUUUAAAAGAAGCAGGUGAACUCUUUAGGCAGAGGCUAAAUGCUGCUGAUAUUGUGGCACCAGAACCUCAUGAUUUCUGUGCAGAAAGACCAGUUGAUACGCAAUCAAUUGAGCAGCGACUGAUGAAAAUGGAUCACACUGCAAUCCACCCACAUCUGCUUGAUAUGAAAAUUGGUCAAGGCAAAUACGAGCAAGGAUUCUUUCCAAAGCUACAGUCUGAUGUCUUGGCAACAGGACCAACGAAUAACAAUCGCUGGGUGAGUCGCAGUGCCACUGCACAGCGCAGGAAAGACCGCCUUCGCCAACAUUCCGAACACGUUGGGCUGGACAGCGACUUGAGGGAGCCUUCGGGGGAACUUGUGGUCUGUCAGAACUCCAUGGCAUUCUGGGAGUGGGAUCAGGGUCUACCUCCUCCUGCACGACUUCCUAAAAAAUCCUUCUCUGAGCGCUGCCUGAAAUACAUGCAAGAGGCCCGAAGUUUAGGAAAAAACCUGAGGCAACCCAAAUUGUCAGACCUCUCCCCCGCAGUGAUCGCACAGACCAACUGGAAAUUCGUAGAAGGCUUAUUAAAAGAAUGUAGAAUGAAGACGAAACGUAUGUUGGUGGAGAAGAUGGGACAUGAAGCAGUGGAACUGGGCCACGGAGAAGCAAAUAUAACUGGCUUGGAGGAGAACACCCUGAUUGCCAGCCUCUGUGACCUGCUGGAAAGGAUAUGGAGCCACGGCUUGCAGGUCAAGCAGGGGAAGUCAGCUUUGUGGUCACAUUUAAUUCAGUUUCAGGACAGAGAAGAGAAACAAGAGCACCUUGCAGAAUCACCAGUUGCCCUUGGACCAGAAAGAAGAAAAUCUGACUCAGGAGUUAUGUUGCCAACACUCAGGGUGUCUCUCAUCCAAGACAUGAGGCAUAUUCAAAACAUGAGUGAGAUCAAGACUGAUGUCGGCCGAGCUCGAGCAUGGAUAAGAUUGUCUCUAGAAAAGAAGCUUUUGUCCCAGCAUCUCAAGCAGUUGCUGUCAAACCAGCUGCUCACAAAGAAGCUUUAUAAACGUUAUGCUUUUCUGCGUUGUGAAGAAGAAAGAGAGCAGUUUCUUUACCAUCUUCUUUCCCUCAAUGCUGUGGACUAUUUCUGCUUCACCAGUGUGUUCACCACUAUCAUGAUUCCAUAUAGGGCAGUGAUCAUUCCCAUCAAAAAGCUGAGCAAUGCGAUCAUCACAUCGAACCCUUGGAUCUGUGUAUCGGGAGAACUAGGAGACACAGGAGUAAUGCAGAUUCCCAAAAACCUCCUCGAAAUGACUUUUGAAUGCCAGAACCUGGGGAAGCUGACUACUGUUCAAAUUGGUCACGACAACUCAGGACUGUUAGCCAAAUGGCUAGUUGAUUGUGUCAUGGUCAGAAAUGAAAUCACAGGGCACACAUACAGGUUUCCAUGUGGGCGGUGGCUGGGGAAAGGCAUUGAUGAUGGAAGCCUGGAGAGAAUUCUCAUUGGAGAAUUGAUGACAUCAGCAGCAGAUGAGGAUCUAGUAAAGCAGUGUCGGACUCCACCCCAGCAGAAAUCACCCACCAUGGCCAGGAGACUAAGCAUCACUUCACUGACAGGAAAAAGUACCAAACCCAAUGCUGGACAGAUCCAAGAAGGAAUUGGAGAAGCUGUGAACAAUAUUGUGAAACAUUUUCACAAACCUGAAAAAGAGAGAGGAAGCCUCACCGUGUUGCUCUGUGGAGAGAGUGGCUUAGUGGCAGCACUUGAGCAAGUUUUCCACCAUGGCUUCAAAUCUGCUCGCAUUUUUCACAAGAACGUUUUCAUCUGGGACUUCAUAGAGAAAGCAGUUGCUUAUUUUGAAACCACUGACCAGAUUCUAGACAAUGAAGAUGACGUCCUCAUUCAGAAAUCAUCCUGCAAAACCUUCUGCCACUAUGUAAAUGCUAUUAAUACCGCACCCAGGAACAUUGGGAAGGAUGGCAAAUUCCAGAUUUUAGUUUGCCUUGGAACACGGGAUCGCCUGCUCCCACAGUGGAUUCCGCUGUUAGCCGAGUGUCCUGCUAUCACCCGAAUGUAUGAGGAGAGCGCCCUCCUGCGAGACCGCAUGACCGUCAACUCCCUCAUCCGCAUUUUGCAAACCAUCCAGGACUUCACCAUAGUCUUAGAAGGAUCACUCAUCAAAGGAGUGGAUGUGUAACCCAAUUAGCUAGAAACUCAGUCCAGACCCCUUGUUCCUGAACCUUCCCCAGCAGUGGGGACCGAUGCGGACUUGUCUGAUGAGGUAGGGAGCCACUAGGGGGCAGCACACCAUAUCCCCCAAUAUGAACAAUCCUCAUGCUGCAGACAAGGUUAAAUGCUGUAUUGUAGUUCAUUUGAACCUGGAAUUUAGUAUAAAAUAGAGUAUUUUCAUGUGUUA
This is a messenger RNA of Phacochoerus africanus (Common warthog), 4313 nucleotides long. RefSeq names its product DENN domain containing 5B (gene DENND5B). Gene Ontology annotation, molecular function: small GTPase binding; guanyl-nucleotide exchange factor activity. The transcript has 24 exons. Bases 9 to 4094 code for a protein of 1361 amino acids. The record is from RefSeq and is a predicted model, not a curated record. Lineage: Eukaryota; Metazoa; Chordata; Mammalia; Artiodactyla; Suidae.